Orussus abietinus is the source of this 2547-nucleotide messenger RNA. RefSeq names its product hydrocephalus-inducing protein-like. Gene Ontology annotation, cellular component: axoneme. NCBI's taxonomy places the organism in Eukaryota, Metazoa, Arthropoda, Insecta, Hymenoptera, Orussidae. The transcript is spliced from 16 exons. The coding region runs from base 1 to 2547 and encodes 848 amino acids. Gene Ontology annotation, biological process: cilium movement; axonemal central apparatus assembly. The record is from RefSeq and is a predicted model, not a curated record.
AUGGAGGAAACAUUAUUGAAAUUUUGUGUAGCCAUCGGGCCGAGGCCUCUUUUAGAUUUCCCGGAUCGAAUAGAACUGCCAAUGACCGCUGUCAAAAUUCCGUCAUCAAAAUCCAUCCUGGUCAGAAACAUCGGUGACGUUCCUGCGAUUUUCACACUUUACACCGAAUCCCCGCACUUUUCAAUCGAACCUUCGAAAGGAAUUAUCGAGGAAGAAGAGACGGUUCAGUUCGCUUUGACUUUCCUUUCAGUAAAAGCCGGCGAUUUCGAAGGAACUCUUCUACUGAAAUACGAAUCUGGGGAAACAAUUCGUUUGGAAUUGCGUGGGUCAGCAAUAAAUUCGAAUGUUCGACUGGACAGGGGCAGCAUCAGAAUGGAAGACACGUUUUUGGGAUUGACGAGAUCGAAGACUUUCUCAAUUCAUAACAGAAGUGACUACAUUGUUCGUUUCCAAUGGAUGCAGUACAAAGAUAAGAAGACGGACGAAAAUCGGAAAAAAGAAUACAAACAAAUGUUUGGGACAGUAAAAGACAUCGAGGUUGCACGGUGUGCUGAUCUUGUGCAUUUUAAUGUAUGUUUACCGAAAACACAUGAAUUAAUAUGCCAGAGGAUCUAUACCGACGAAAUCGCGGCUUUGGAGAGCGACACGUUUCCCUUCCAUCAUACCAGUUUCAUUAUUUCACCCAUGGAGGGUGAAAUUUGGCCGCAAAGUUCCAUAGAGUCUAAUCUCCUCUUCAAACCUAAUAAGGUUGGUGAAAUUUCAAGUACAGCCUACUUGGAGGUUGCAGCUAGAGAAGAUAGAAUACCCUUAAGUUUUAUCGGCGUCUGCAAAGGGCCAGUAUUCCACCUGAACGCGGUUACCAUCAACAUCGGAAACGUAUUUCUUUGCUCGGUGCAUAAUUAUGAAGUGAUAUGUGCCAAUAAGGGAUUCAUCCCUGGCGUUUUGGCUUAUCAGCCGAGACCCUCAAAUUUUGGAAGCACCAUUAAUAUCGAGCCCCCACAGCAGAGAUUAGAGCCUGGGGAGUACAAAUCAUUCAAUCUUUCCUUCUCUUCAAAUCGAAGCGGCUCUUUCGUGGAGCGAAUUGACUUCGUCGUGAAAGAAAGUCUUGAAAUGAUCUCCAUGCACGUCGAGGGUAAAGUGAUAUGUCCUACUCUGCAUUUCGAUAAAGAGUCUCUAGAUUUUGGCGUCACUCCCUUAGGGUUUACAUCCAAACAUGAAAUGUCACUUCAUAAUUUGUCUCUGGUGCCUGUGACAUUUUCCAUGAGUGUAUCCGGAGACGGCGAUCAGCUAGCAGUGACCCAUGAUGACUUCUCAAAAGCUCUUAUCAAACCUAAUUUCCCAUCUCAGCCCUGUGAAUUUGUUAUCACCCCUUGCGAAGGGGUUGUCGCCGCCCACAGUUUCCUUAAAGUAAAGAUCAGUUACACACCGAAUAUCGUUCGACAUGGACAAACAAACGUAAGAGUCGAUAUGUGGGACUCUGAUGUAGAACCUAUGGUUUUGCCGAUAACAUAUCGUUGUAAAGUGGCCAAUCUGAUAGUCACACCCUCUGAAGUUGCCAUAAGAUUUUGCUUUAUUAAUCAUCCAUAUACACGGACUCUUACCAUUGAAAAUAAAUCCGACGUCGAGGGAUACUUCUACCUCGCCCCGCAAGUUGUUACCCCGAACAGCACUAUAUUAUAUUCCGUAUCCACUUGUCAAGGAUACUUGAAACCUGGUCAAUCAAAAUCCAUAUCACUAACCAUUAUCACCAGUGGAAUGGGCAAGCAAAGCACCUCCAUAAAUCUAUUAACUUUCGGGGAAAAGGUGCCAAAUUUACGGUGUACAUUAAUUUGCAAUGGUCAAGGGCCCGUGGUAGCGGCUAAUCCAAUAUUGCUAAAUUGGCACGAAAUUCCAGUUCUGCAAGAGGAGGGCUCGAAAGUGACUCUGAUUAAUGACUCGCCCAUUCCUGCCGAGUUCAAGAUCAACUUGGUAACUUUAGUCAUUAGAUUAUUGCUCAGGAAGAAGACUCUCUCGGAGCAAUGGUACCUUCAUGCUCAGAUAGAAGGUCUAGGAAAACGCGAAAUUCUGGGAAUCAGCAACUUUACUGCGACAUUUGUUGAGCCGAGCAUAACUUUUAGCAAAACUGAGCUAUUCUUUCGUCUGGACAUGUUUCCGGACUGCGACAAAUUGCAGAUAACAGACGAACUUUACGUGAUGAAUGAAUCCAAGCUGAACCUGAAUACUCAUCUCAGCAUUGAUCCACCAUUUGAAUUAAUCACCGAUAACGAGGAAUAUGUUUACAAAAUGAAUAUCAUAUUAAUCGAUCGCGACAAGAUAUGGUGCAAGGCCGAAAUCAAUUAUCCGCAUAUCGAGCUUAUUCCCGAUGAAAUUAAAUUCUCCUGCGACUUGGGCUGCAGCGCCGAAAAGAAAUUAGUUUUAAUGAAUUCCGGUCCUAUUCCUGUUUUCUAUCAUUUUCUCUGGUGCAAAGACAGUAUCAAAAUUGAACACAGAAGUUCAUCCAAGCACCGAAUACUCAGCGGAGGGAAAUACAGUCUGAUGACGACUUAA